This is a messenger RNA of Triticum aestivum (bread wheat), 1704 nucleotides long. RefSeq names its product putative wall-associated receptor kinase-like 16. Gene Ontology annotation, biological process: cell surface receptor signaling pathway; protein phosphorylation. NCBI's taxonomy places the organism in Eukaryota, Viridiplantae, Streptophyta, Magnoliopsida, Poales, Poaceae. The transcript is spliced from 3 exons. Gene Ontology annotation, molecular function: protein serine/threonine kinase activity; ATP binding. The record is from RefSeq and is a predicted model, not a curated record. Bases 1 to 1704 code for a protein of 567 amino acids. Gene Ontology annotation, cellular component: plasma membrane.
AUGGUCACCGGCUGUGCCACCUUCUGCUCCGGUGGUGACGCCGGGAGCCUGCCAAAGAUCGCAAUUAAUGGCAUCCACAACAAGAACAGCUACGGCGUGGGCUGCUGUCAGGCGCCCAUCCCCACGUCCAUAGACGACAUGCCCAACGAGCUGAUGCUGAGCUUCGAGUUCGCCGACCUCGUGCAAAACGUGUCAUGUGCAUACGGGCUGAUCGCGGAGGAAGGCUGGUUCGACAACCACCUCAUCUCCGAUCUGCGGCUACAAUCGCUUCAACCAAACUCAAGGUUUGCUCCCAUAGUUCCUGUCGUUUUACACUGGGCGUUGUUGCCGCUGGCAGGCUUACCCGAGGCCGACGCCAACGCCAAGCCUGUUGAGGUAGCUACCGGCAUCUGCUCCAGCAAGCGCCAUUGUAUAUCUUGGAACAGAGGCUACUAUUGCCAGUGUGAUGGUGGCUACAUCGGCAACCCAUACCUUGUCGACGGCGGGUGCACAAAAGAAGCUCAAAAGGAAUUCAUGACCGCGAAAAGUGCACUUGUACUUGAAAUUGUCGCCUGUGUAGUGAUGGGCAUUGCGAUAAUCAUGGUAGUGGUCGCAAGAUGGGAAGGCAUAAAAGAUAUCAGGGCAAACAAGUUAAAACGGAAAUUCUUCGAGAAAAAUCAUGGUCAGUUGUUGCAGCAGUUGAUUUCUCAGAGUGCCAGUAUUGCAGAAAGUACGAUCAUGACCUUGAAAGAGCUAGAGAAGGCAACACACAAUUUUCACAAAGAUCUUGAGGUUGGUGGUGUAGGGCAUGGUACAGUUUACAAAGGGAUUUUACCGAACCAACAUGUUGUAGCCGUCAAGAAGCCAAACAGAAUGGUGCAGAAGGAGAUCGACGAGUUUAUCAAUGAGGUGGUUAUUCUAUCACAAAUCAACCAUAGAAAUGUAGUAAAACUCUAUGGUUGUUGUCUUGAAACUGAAGUCCCAAUAUUGGUCUAUGAGUUCAUAUCCAAUGGGACCCUUUAUGAGCAUCUUCAUCUCGAAGGCCCAAAAUCAUUGUCUUGGGAUCACAGGUUGAGGAUAGCCAUGGAGGCAGCAAAAUCCCUCGCAUAUCUUCACACAGCCGCUUCAACACCUAUCAUCCAUAGAGAUGUUAAGUCUGCCAACAUACUUCUAGAUGAUACUCUCACAACAAAAGUAGCAGAUUUUGGAGCAUCAAAGAAUAUUCCAGUCGAUAUAUCUGGUGUUGCUACAAGGGCUCAAGGCACGAGAGGGUACUGGGAUCCUAUGUACUUUUACACAGGAUGGCUCAUGGAGAAGAGUGAUGUUUAUAGCUUUGGGGUUGUCCUGGUAGAACUGUUAACAAGGAAGAAACCAUUUUCAUAUUCGUGGUCUUCGGACAAAGAUGAAGUCGGUCUUGUUGAACAUUUUGUUAACUUGUUUGAAGAAGACAAUUUGCUCCAGAUAUUAGAUCCACAAGUUAUCGAGGAAGGUGGCAAAGAAGUCAAAGAAGUGGCCUCUGUUGCAGUUGCAUGCAUAAAGUUAAGAAGAGAGGAUCAGCCCACGAUGAGACAAGUGGGGAUGACACUUGAAGGUACACGCACAUCCAAGGAUCAUGCUUUAGAUAAUGCAUUUCCAUCUGAAGAAGUUGAAAGCAACACAAACAGGUCGAUCAGACGGUAUAGUAUGGAACAAGAGUUCAUAUUGUCUGCAGAGUAUCCUCGGUAG